CUUGGUUUCUUAUCCUUUUUCCGUUUCACCACGCCAUGGAAUUACUGCCAGGCUUCCAACUUCUUCUUCAAUUCCCGUGGACCCCUCUCUCUCUCUCUCUCUCUCUCUCUCUCUCUCUCUCUCUCUCCAUAUGGAUUCCAUACAAGCUCAACCUUCAAAACAGAAGAAUAACCAACCCCGUUUCUCUCUCUCUCUCUCUCUCUCUCUCUCUCUCUCUCUCAAAACUCAAAAUGCAGAUUCCCUAAACCAUUAACCCCCCUGCUUUUGAAUUCCCUCCCCCCUCUUUUCCAAAGAUGAAGUUACGAUCAAUCGAUAUAUUCUGCGCUUCCCAAGCAUCAACCGCCAUAGUCCACACCACCACAAUGGACCUCCUCCAACAACCCUCCUCCUCCUCCUCCUCCUCCGCCGCCGCCCAUCUCGGCGGCACCCGAGCCAUCGACCGUCACAAUCCCAUCAUCAGAGAAACCACCAGGCGCAUGAUCAACGCCUCCAACAUCCCCUGCACUUCUCACCCUCCGCCCCUGGCUCCUGUCCCCUACAAGCAACUCCACCAUAAGCCUGCUCGAAACAGCUCUUCUAAGCCGAAUGAUCUGAUCAAGACUAGCUCCAAGAAAUCAAGCGGUGGUGGCGUUGAUCAGAAGAAGAAGAGCAAGUUCGAUGGCAGGAAGAGUGAUGCUGUCGAGGGGGAAAUGGUGAGGAAGAGUACUGAUGUGGAGGGGGAAUUUGUGAGGAAGAGUUUCGGCAAGCAGCGUGGGGAUUUCGUGAUCAACGGUCCUGAUUCGUCUCGGUACUUGUUGGGCGAAGCGGGUUUGUUGGAUUUGGCGUCGGAUUUUGAGCCGGGUUUUGAAUUGGUUCCUGCGGUGGACGGUAGCAAUGGUAAGGCGAAGCAUGAAAAGGGUGUGAAAACAGAGGAGUUCUCUGCUUCCGAUUCUAAACCACCACCACCACCACCACCACCGGCCUCCUCCCGCUCUCCUGACCAGGAGGUUGUUUUGAGGGUCUCACUGCACUGCAAAGGGUGUGAGGGCAAAGUGAGGAAACACAUCUCUAGAAUGCAAGGGGUGACAUCAUUUAGCAUCGACUUCGCGGCGAAGAAAGUAACAGUUGUGGGUGACAUCACGCCAUUAGAAGUCCUUUCGAGCAUAUCGAAGGUGAAAACCGCACAGCUGUGGAGUACUCCUCCGACGCCACCCUCUCUCCCCGCGGCAAGCUCGAGCUUCUCGGAAUUCAAGAAAAGCAAAGCACUUGCUGUUGGCAUGUGAACUGAACUACUAAAGGAAAGUUAAGGAAUAAAUAAAUAACUAGGGAUAUUGUGCGGUGGCUGUGGCGGUGGCUGUAGUACUAGUCAACGUAAUGCUUAUUUAGUCUACUUGUAAAUUACUGCAGAGUUUUGGGUAGAUAAAUUAGAAUCUUGAUUUUUUUUUUUUCUCAAUGUGUUGGGUGUAACGGAGCAAUGUUUUAAUUGUAGAAAAACAGUUAGUGUUUUUUUUUUGGGCUUUGGGAUUAAAAUUUGAUUAGCUUAAUAAUUAAGGGAACUUUUGUCCA
Messenger RNA from Rhododendron vialii, 1545 nucleotides. RefSeq names its product protein SODIUM POTASSIUM ROOT DEFECTIVE 1. The record is from RefSeq and is a predicted model, not a curated record. Gene Ontology annotation, molecular function: metal ion binding. The transcript has 3 exons. NCBI's taxonomy places the organism in Eukaryota, Viridiplantae, Streptophyta, Magnoliopsida, Ericales, Ericaceae. The coding region runs from base 294 to 1262 and encodes 322 amino acids.